AUGGUUAACGCAACAGCAACAGCAAACGGAAUCCACCUCGACCAAGAGACUCGCAGCAAGGAAAUUGUCGCCAGCCUCAGAGGAUUCCUCAAACAUCAAACCGAGCGUGUCUCUUUAUACAAGGAAUUCAACGAUGCAUUCAAGGAGUAUGUGGCAAAGCGGAUGACACAAGAGGAGUACGCCACCAUCUGCAGGAUCGUCACCGAGGGAUUCGUAGAAUUGUCAAUUGAGAUUCUGGCACUGGAGUCACACCUCGGCGGACAUGCUCACGCAAGCACUAUCAACGUCUUGGCACCUCCCACGACCGCAACAGCAACAAAUGACCCUUCAGCAUCAUCAGGGCAAUCAUCAACCAAUACCAGCAGCAGACGGAACUAUUCAUUGGAUUCACCAGAACAUGCACAGCUGAUUCGUGAGGUUCAGUUGCUUGAGAAACAGAAGCUGGCUCUGACAGUCCAAGGACAAAAGUGGGUUCUGGAAAAGGAGGCCCAGGUGGCUCAGGAUAUCAGGGACCAGGAAGCUGAGCUGCAGGCAGAUCGGGUUGUUGGAAGCGACGAGGAGAAUGGUGAGGGGGCAGAGCAGAUUGAAUCAGAGGUUCAGGCAACUGCUGUUCAUGAUGCCGAGGGCCGGACGCCGCCACAAGGUGCCUCUGCUGCAGUUGCUAAUGGAGGUGUUAAGUUGACGGUUGAGGAGUGGCAAGCCAAGGUGGACGAAAACCGUAACAGCUUGAACGGGAUCGUAGAAGAGAUCAAUGACAAGUUGGCCGAUAUCCAAGAGGCAAUUGCCGUUCUUGUUCUGUAG
Messenger RNA from Linnemannia hyalina, 801 nucleotides. The record is from the annotation of a GenBank genome assembly. NCBI's taxonomy places the organism in Eukaryota, Fungi, Mortierellomycota, Mortierellomycetes, Mortierellales, Mortierellaceae.